This is a messenger RNA of Mya arenaria, 713 nucleotides long. RefSeq lists its product as uncharacterized. The coding region runs from base 198 to 680 and encodes 160 amino acids. The transcript is spliced from 5 exons. The record is from RefSeq and is a predicted model, not a curated record. NCBI's taxonomy places the organism in Eukaryota, Metazoa, Mollusca, Bivalvia, Myida, Myidae. Gene Ontology annotation, molecular function: calcium ion binding.
AUGUUCAAGAAAAUGUUUAAGGAUGUUUUGAAAUAACAACACUUAUUGAUGGAAUUUCCUAUAUAUUUGAAUAAGUACAUGUGUCGUAUAUAAAAACCUGUUCGGUGUUUGUUUAUCUAAUAGAAAAUUACAAAAGGAAUAGCGCAGUUUAGUUGGAAGUUUUAAACGUUAUAUUAUUAUCACAGGCGUAGAAAAAGAUGGAUUUAUCAACCGUUGUUUACGUAGUUGUGGUUGUCCUGUUGAAUGUUAACAAUGGAGUGUGUCAAGGGAAUACCGUCGAUGUCAAAGCCAGCAAUGAUAAGGGCAAAGUUAAAGGAUCAAUCGCCUUUAAAAGAAAUCUAGGAGGCGGUUGGAGCGUGAAUGCUGGGGGGUGGGCUGACAAUAAGGGCGGGUCAGGAGCAAGCGUUGGAGUCUCGUUAAAGUUUAAGCGGAGUGCUCACAAGAUUGGGUCACUGUUCACAGUCACUUUGAAAGCCGACCAAUGUGACUUCAAGUUUUAUGACACGAACGGAGAUGGCGUUAUUCUGCCCGAUGAAAUGAUUGCAAUAUUCGAUAACACUUAUAGCACCAGGAUCUUAUUCCAACAUCUGGAUAUAAUAAAUGAAAACGGCAAGAUUGAACAACUCGAGUUUGAACGAGUUUCACCGACGGUUAUUGAUGGCUGUGCUAUAAAGCAGUAACGGGAAUUCUAUCAUUGUUUUAUUUGAAAUUUA